Messenger RNA from Talaromyces stipitatus ATCC 10500, 708 nucleotides. RefSeq lists its product as uncharacterized. NCBI's taxonomy places the organism in Eukaryota, Fungi, Ascomycota, Eurotiomycetes, Eurotiales, Trichocomaceae. The transcript has 3 exons. The coding region runs from base 1 to 708 and encodes 235 amino acids. The record is from RefSeq and is a predicted model, not a curated record.
AUGGACUGGUCUCGGCUCUCGCAGAUCCACAAUAUCCUUUCAAAAUUCAAUAAGUUGACUCUGUUCGUGUCAGAGAAACCUCAAAUUAGUCUUGCAGUCCUAAUCUACUAUGAACUUCAUGAUUUACUCGAUGAGGCAUCCGAGCGCAAGGAGAGAUUCCAAGAUCUUGACGAAGAUAUAUCAUUGGCUGUGAAGGAAGGUAUGAAGAAGUAUGAAAAGUACUAUACCUUUAUGGAUGCUUCUGAUACAUACUAUACUGCCCUUAUCUUGGAUCCUCGCGCCAAAGGUGAUCUCCUUCUCGACGAACUGGAAGACAAAGCUACUGGAAGGGAGAUCCUUCAAGCUCUCCGUGGUAACCUCCACUGUGAUUAUUCAGUUGCGACUAUGGAAUCAAGCUCAACUACAGGACAAUCCCUAUUAGAGUACAACACUGAGCAUAAUGAUCUCGUUGAUCAGGUCGUUGGAAAUAUCAGUGAUUCCGUCGUCCUCAUCAAAGAGACAACCGAUCGCCGCCUCAUAUUCAAAGGACAGGAUACAUGCGAGUUUUCCAGGCCAGAAGACAUCUGCCUCGGAGGUUCACGGUUCUUGAUCGCCAUGCAAGCCGUGGACAAACACAAUACUGCCGGUGCUUAUGGUUGGUGCGUAGAUAUUAAUAGAAGAGACUGGACCGAUCUUACUCGACUUUGGCGUUGGCCGGUUCCCGAAUAA